GGAAAGUCCUUUCAGAAUCGCUGGAAGACCUGUGGGUUUGCCCUAGGCUCUGUCUGCCCAUGCCAAUUGACGUGGUUUAUACCUGGGUGAAUGGCACAGAUCUUGAACUACUGAAGGAACUACAGCAAGUCAGAGAACAGAUGGAGGAGGAGCAGAAAGCAAUGAGAGAAAUCCUUGGGAAGAACACAACAGAACCAACUAAGAAGAGUGAGAAGCAGUUGGAGUGUUUGCUGACACACUGCAUCAAGGUGCCAAUGCUCAUCCUGGACCCAGCCCUGCCAGCCAACAUCACACUGAAGGACCUGCCAUCUCUUUAUCCAUCUUUUCAUUCUGCCAGUGACAUAUUCAAUGUUGCAAAACCAAAAAACCCUUCCACUAAUGUCUCAGUUGUUGUUUUCGACAGUGCUAAGAAUGUUGAAGAUGCCCAGAGUGGAAUGUUUAAAGGAAACAGCAAACAGACAGUUUGGAGGGGCUAUUUGACCACAGAUAAAGAAGUCCCUGGGUUAGUGCUAAUGCAAGAUCUGGCUUUCCUGAGUGGAUUUCCACUGACAUUCAAGGAAACAAAUCAACUAAAAACAAAAUUGCCAGAAAAUCUUUCUUCUAAAAUAAAACUGUUACAGUUAUAUUCAGAGGCUAGUGUAGCACUUCUAAAACUGAAUAACCCCAAAGAUUUCCAAGAACUGAACAAGCAGACAAAGAAGAACAUGACCAUUGAUGGAAAAGAACUGACUAUAAGUCCUGCAUAUUUAUUAUGGGACCUGAGUGCCAUUAGCCAGUCUAAGCAGGACGAAGAUGUUUCUGCCAGCCGUUUUGAAGAUAAUGAAGAACUGAGAUAUUCACUGCGAUCCAUUGAGAGGCAUGCUCCAUGGGUUCGGAAUAUUUUCAUUGUCACCAAUGGGCAGAUUCCAUCUUGGCUGAACCUUGAUAACCCUCGAGUGACAAUAGUCACACACCAGGAUGUUUUUCGAAAUUUGAGCCACUUGCCUACCUUUAGUUCACCUGCUAUUGAAAGUCACAUUCAUCGCAUCGAAGGGCUGUCCCAGAAGUUUAUUUAUCUGAACGACGAUGUCAUGUUUGGAAAGGAUGUCUGGCCAGAUGAUUUUUAUAGUCACUCCAAAGGUCAGAAGGUUUACUUGACAUGGCCUGUGCCAAAUUGUGCUGAGGGCUGCCCAGGUUCCUGGAUUAAAGAUGGCUACUGUGACAAAGCUUGUAAUAAUUCAGCCUGUGAUUGGGAUGGCGGUGACUGCUCUGGUAACAGUGGUGGGAGUCGCUAUGCUGCGGGAGGCGGAGGUACCGGCAGUAUUGGAGUUGGACAGCCCUGGCAGUUUGGCGGAGGGCUCAACAGUGUCUCUUACUGUAAUCAGGGGUGUGCGAAUUCCUGGCUUGCUGAUAAGUUCUGUGACCAAGCUUGCAAUGUCUUGUCCUGUGGGUUUGAUGCUGGCGACUGUGGGCAAGAUCAUUUUCAUGAAUUGUAUAAAGUAACUCUUCUCCCAAACCAGACUCACUAUGUUAUUCCAAAAGGUGAAUGCCUGCCUUAUUUCAGCUUUGCAGAAAUAGCCAAAAGAGGAAUCGAAGGCGCCUAUAGUGACAAUCCAAUAAUUCGACAUGCCUCUAUUGCCAAUAAGUGGAAAACCAUCCACCUCAUAAUGCACAGUGGAAUGAAUGCAACCACAAUACAUUUUAAUCUCACAUUUCAAAAUACAAACGACGAAGAGUUCAAAAUCCAGAUAACAGUAGAGGUUGACACAAGAGAGGAACCCAAAGUGAAUUCUACGACCCAGAAGUCUUACCAAAAUUUGGUUAGCCCCACAACACUUCUUCCAGAGGCGGAAAUACUGUUUGAGGAUAUUCCUGAAGAAAAACGCUUUCCAAAAUUCAAGAGACAUGAUGUUAACACAACAGGAAGAUUCCAAGUGGAGGUGAAAAUUCCCCUGGUAAAUACUUCACUCCUUCCCAAAGAGGCCCAGUUGAGUCUCAGUAACUUGGAUUUGCAACUAGAACGUGGAGACAUCACUGUGAAAGGAUACAACCUGUCCAAGUCAGCCUUGCUGAGAUCAUUUCUGAGUAACUUACCAGAUACCGAAGUAAAAAUAAAUCAAGCUGUAAUAACAGAUGAAAGAAAUGACAGUGUAGAGGCCCCACUGGAAAAACAGGUUCACAAAAGCAUCUUGCCGAAUAGCUUGGGAACAUCUGAAAGAUUACAGAGGUCGACUUUUCCAGCAGUGACAAUGAAAGUGAAUGGUCACUACCAGAGUCAGAAUCCACCCCCGGACUUAGAAAUCGAAGAAAAAUUUAAAUCUGAAAUUCUGACCCAAAAAGUAAGAGGCGGAAGCAUGUCAACAGAAAAACUCUCAUCUCGGAUUGUUCCACUGGAAAAGCAGAUUACAAAAGAAAAGAAAAUCACAGGGAAAGAACAAGAGAAAAACAGAAUGGAGGAAAAUGCAAAAAACUACAUAGAUAAUAAUGAAGUACUACCUGGAAGAAAACUGCAGCAUUAUACAGACAGUUACCUGGGCUUUUUGCCAUGGGAGAAAAAGAAGUAUUUCCAAGAUCUUCUUGAUGAAGAAGAGUCAUUGAAGACACAGCUGGCAUACUACACUGAUAGCAGACACACUGGAAGGCAACUGAAAGAUACAUUUGCAGAUUCCCUGCGAUAUGUAAAUAAAAUUCUAAACAGCAAGUUUGGAUUCACAUCUCGGAAAGUCCCUGCACACAUGCCUCACAUGAUUGACCGAAUCGUUAUGCAAGAACUUCAAGAUAUGUUCCCUGAAGAAUUUGACAAGACGUCAUUUCACAAAGUGCGCCAUUCUGAGGAUAUGCAGUUUGCCUUUUCGUAUUUUUAUUAUCUCAUGAGUGCCGUUCAGCCACUGAAUAUUUCUCAAGUUUUUGAUGAAGUUGAUACAGACCAAUCUGGUGUCUUAUCUGACAGAGAAAUCCGAACACUGGCUACCAGAAUUCAUGACCUGCCUUUAAGUUUGCAGGAUUUAACAGGUUUGGAACACAUGCUAAUAAAUUGCUCAAAAAUGCUCCCUGCUAAUAUCACUCGGCUGAACAGUGUUCCACCAACUCAGGAAGCAUACUAUGAUCCCAAUCUGCCACCAGUCACUAAGAGUCUAGUAACCAACUGUAAACCAGUAACUGAUAAAAUCCACAAAGCAUAUAAGGACAAAAACAAAUAUAGGUUUGAAAUCAUGGGAGAAGAAGAAAUUGCUUUUAAAAUGAUUCGUACCAACGUUUCUCAUGUGGUUGGCCAGUUGGAUGAUAUAAGAAAAAACCCCAGGAAGUUUGUUUGCCUGAAUGACAACAUAGACCACAAUCAUAAAGAUGCCCAGACAGUGAAAGCUGUUCUCAGGGACUUCUAUGAAUCCAUGUUCCCCAUACCAUCCCAGUUUGAGCUGCCAAGAGAAUAUCGAAACCGUUUCCUUCACAUGCAUGAGCUGCAGGAGUGGAGAGCAUAUCGAGACAAAUUGAAGUUUUGGACUCACUGUGUACUGGCAACAUUGAUUAUGUUUACUAUAUUCUCAUUUUUUGCUGAACAGUUAAUUGCACUUAAGCGGAAGAUAUUUCCCAGGAGGAGGAUACAGAAAGAAGCUAGUCCCGAUCGAAUCAGGGUAUAGAAGAUCUUCAUUUGAAAAUCAUCUACCUCAGCAUUCACUGAGCAUUUUGAAACU
This is a messenger RNA of Leptonychotes weddellii (Weddell seal), 3671 nucleotides long. The record is from RefSeq and is a predicted model, not a curated record. NCBI's taxonomy places the organism in Eukaryota, Metazoa, Chordata, Mammalia, Carnivora, Phocidae.